Messenger RNA from Struthio camelus australis, 1549 nucleotides. Lineage: Eukaryota; Metazoa; Chordata; Aves; Struthioniformes; Struthionidae. The record is from RefSeq and is a predicted model, not a curated record.
CCGGUUGCGGGCCGGGGUGGGCGGCUCUGGGGGCACGGUGGGCUGCUCGGCUGGGGGCGAAGCAGCUGCGCUCACUGGCGCUGCCUGCAGGUCUUUUCCGGGGCCCUGACCGGUGCUGCCGGGAGCACGACCAGUGCGAGGUGCAGAUCGCGGCGCUGGAGUUCAACUAUGGCAUCCGCAACUACCGGCUGCACACUGUGUCCCACUGCGACUGUGAUGCCAGGUUCCGGCAGUGCCUGCUGGACCUCAAUGACACCAUCUCUAACAUCAUCGGCAUCACUUUCUUCAACUUGCUGGAGGUGCCGUGCUUUGUGCUGGAGGAGAGCGAGGAGUGUGUGCAGUGGCACUGGUGGGGAGGGUGUGAGCGUUAUGGUGUAGUGCCCCUGGCCAGGAUGGUGCAGCAGAAUCAGUACCGCUAUGGCCUGCCAAUGGAGGAGACAGACAGCCUCACUGUGCAGUCCCUGCACAAGGGAAGGAAGUCCUCUAGGUUUGGCCGGAAGUGGCUACGACAGAGACUGGGACAAAAUCACAAGCUCCGCCAGAGCCCUGGGAAGAGUCGGAGACUUGUGGCAGUGCAGCAGCCGUGGGACCCAGGUACCUUGCCCCCUCCAUCUGCUAGGGAUGAUGUUGACCCCACAACCAGGUGCCUGACAGCUCAGUGGCAGCUGGAGCCAGGCCCUCCAACAGGAAUGACCAUGUUGGAGCAGGACUCUGAUGGAGGAAGGCAGAUACUUGGAGUAGCGCAGAAAGGCAGUAAGGGUUCAGCACACCCUGCCUGCGUGGCCCACGGCGAAGAAGACAGCGUGAGAUCCAGCCCAACCGUGGAGUUGCACAGAACAACCCCUGUGCCUCCCCUGGAUGAACGCAGGCAGCAGGGCUGGGGUAGGAUAUGCAGAUGCUACAAGCACCUGGAUAAGUGUGAGCACCAGAUUGCACCCCAUGAGGUUAAGUACAAGCUGCAUAACAUGGACACCCGGACCCUGUUUCACUGCAACUGCACUCGCAGACUGGCACGGUUCCUGCGCAGGGUGAGAGGCCUCAGUGAUGUGGAGGAGGCGGUACUGGCUGAGUGGAUUGCCAUGGACUGCUUCAUGCUGGAGCUGCUGGCUGACUGUGGCCUGGGCAAGAAGCCACAGCCCAACUGUAUUACAGUGACCCAGGCUGUGCUAGUACCUGCUUGGCAUCUCAGAAACACCUUGAGGCAAUGGGGUCCUCAGCAUGUGACCUCCAAGGUCAAGCACCAAGAUUGGAAGAUACAGGACAGUGGUGGUACACUCUAUGAGAGAUGCUUGCAACUGGCCUUGGAACAGAAACAGGGAGUUCAGCAUCACAUGGCACCCCGAUGAUGCCUGAGCAGAGCUGCCUUGCAUAGAAUGAAGAUGUGCUGUGCAGCAGCUGCUGGAACUGCUUAAUUCCUGUCCUGGAGACAAAGGAUGGCUCUGAGCAUGGCUGUUGGCAUAACUGUAUGGAGUCUUCCCUGGAGAUACUCAAAACCCACCUGGAUGUAAUCCUGGGCAAUGUGCUCUAGAGGACCCUGCUUGAGCAGGGA